Molecule: messenger RNA, 556 nt
Organism: Astrephomene gubernaculifera
Lineage: Eukaryota; Viridiplantae; Chlorophyta; Chlorophyceae; Chlamydomonadales; Astrephomenaceae
Source: the annotation of a GenBank genome assembly
UGUUAGCGCACUAAGGUAAUCCAGAACUGUUACCAGCUAUCCUUAGAGUAGGGACGCUCGGCCAGCAAGGGGUGGCGGUAGACAGUAUACUGAUCACUGCGCGCCUUCUGAGCCCUUCCAAAAAUGGCGAAUCCCGAGGCAGUUGGCACUGCCUUUCUAGAUUACUUCUAUGGGCUGUUUGCUACCAACCGCGCUGGCCUGGCCAGCCUAUAUCAGGAGUCGAGCCUUCUUACCUUUGAGGGCGCGAAGUUCCAGGGACAACAGAACAUCAUUCAGAAGCUAACUACUAUGCCUUUCCAGAAUGUUGCUGUUCAGCGCGACACUGUUGACAUCCAGCCGUCGAUCUCUGGCGGCAUCCUCAUCUUUGUGACUGGCAAGCUGAUGCCUGAGGGGGAGAACAUGCCGCUGAAGUUCAGCCAGGCGUUCCACCUGAUGCCCACGCCGUCCAACAGCUUCGUAGUCACCAACGACAUGUUCCGCCUGAACUACGGCUAAGCUGGACGCUCUUCUGGGUGCCUUGUGCAUAGAGUCGCUAGCUUGACUAAGCUCGGACCGG